Molecule: messenger RNA, 1010 nt
Organism: Ceratina calcarata
Lineage: Eukaryota; Metazoa; Arthropoda; Insecta; Hymenoptera; Apidae
Gene: Sod2
Product: superoxide dismutase 2
Exons: 3
Coding region: 176-832 (218 amino acids)
Biological process (GO): superoxide metabolic process
Cellular component (GO): mitochondrion
Molecular function (GO): superoxide dismutase activity; manganese ion binding
Source: RefSeq, a predicted model, not a curated record
UAGUGUAGGUUGGUAGUCAGAGUAGUCGAGCCAUUUUCCGGCAUACUUUGCCAUUAAGGUAUUCGCAGCCGUACGAUAAAGUUCGCGGCCGACGUUCGUACUCGUACUAACUCGUACUUCUGUGUUUUCGUGGAACCGAUUCAAAGGGGCGGCUUGAUCCUCUAUCAUUUUGACAAUGUUCGCAGCGAAACGUGUCUUGUUCUCCAACGCAAUCAAAGACACAUUCACGAGGGCGAAGCACACCCUUCCCGAAUUGCCUUAUGACUACAAGGCAUUGGAGCCGAUUAUCUCCGCUGAGAUUAUGCAGCUUCAUCAUUCGAAGCAUCAUGCGACUUACGUGAACAAUCUAAACGUGGCCGAGGAGAAAUUGAAAGAAGCCGCCGCCAAGGGUGACGUUAAUACACAGAUCGCUUUGGGGCCAGCUAUUAAAUUCAACGGAGGCGGUCACCUAAAUCACUCGAUCUUCUGGUGCAAUCUCUCGCCGAGCGGUUGCAAACCAGAUGCCGCGCUCGUUAAGCAGAUUGAGGAGGACUUCGGCAGCUUGGAACAAAUGAAGAAACAAUUGUCCGAGAGCACGGUUGCGAUCCAAGGCUCUGGUUGGGGCUGGCUCGGCUAUUGCCCGAAAUCGAAAUCAUUAAGGAUAGCUACUUGUGCUAAUCAAGAUCCCCUGCAAGCUACCACCGGCUUGGUGCCGCUCCUUGGAAUCGACGUUUGGGAACACGCUUACUAUUUGCAAUAUAAGAACGUUCGACCCGAUUACGUGAAGGCUAUCUUUGACAUCAUUAAUUGGAAAGAUGUUAGCAACCGCUUCAAGGCCGCUGCCGGUUGUUAAACCCGGUUAUUAAGAGUGCGAUAGCCUGUAUAAGCUGAUUUCUAUCUAGUAUGAAUUUUUUCUAAGAUUUAAUUUAUACUUUCCAUUGUUUCAUCCGUCUCGAGAAGACGUGAUUUUGUAUACACGUUUCGUAUGUAAUCUACACGUAUAAUAAACGAUAAAGCAAUACGAGUUGAAA